This is a messenger RNA of Myripristis murdjan (pinecone soldierfish), 5394 nucleotides long. RefSeq names its product SPT6 homolog, histone chaperone and transcription elongation factor (gene supt6h). Gene Ontology annotation, molecular function: nucleosome binding; histone binding; DNA binding. Bases 163 to 5394 code for a protein of 1743 amino acids. The record is from RefSeq and is a predicted model, not a curated record. Lineage: Eukaryota; Metazoa; Chordata; Actinopteri; Holocentriformes; Holocentridae. The transcript has 38 exons. Gene Ontology annotation, cellular component: transcription elongation factor complex. Gene Ontology annotation, biological process: transcription elongation by RNA polymerase II; transcription elongation-coupled chromatin remodeling; nucleosome organization.
AAAGGAUGGAAGUUUCCUCACUGCAUCCCGGAAUUGUCAUCACGCCGCUUGUUCACGGCCAUUUUUAGUAUAAUCUCCCCGAAUUUCAAAACAUCACAACACAAUCCAGUUUUACUCUACAUAUUUGUGGAAUAUACCGUCGCAGCGAGACGACGAGCAAGCAUGUCUGACUUCAUCGAGAGCGAGGCUGAGGAGUCAGAUGAGGAGUUUGAGGAGAAAGACCUGAAGCCCAAAAAGACUCAGAGGUUUAUGGAGGAUGAUGAUGAUGAAGAGGAAGAAGAGAACACAGAAGACCAGGAUGAGCGAGGGAAUUUAAGGGGGCUCAUUGAUGAUGGAGAUGAGGACGACGAGGAAGAGGAGAAUAAUGAUGCGAGUGGGAGUGGUGGUGGCGGAAGCGACUCUGAGGAUGAGGUCAGACAGCGACACAAAAAGCGCAAUUAUGACGAUUAUCUGGAUGACGAGGAUCUUGAUCUAAUUGAAGAGAACUUGGGUGUUAAAGUGAAAAGAAGGAAGAAGAAAUAUGACCGUGUGAAAACGAUGGAUGACGAUGAGGAUGAUGAUGAGAAGGGCUUAAUCGCUGAUGAAAUCUUUACUGGAGAUGGGGAUGGCGAUGGCGAUCUGGAGGAGGGAGAGACCGUGGACAUGCCUUUCCGAAAUGCAGAUGCUGAUGAAGAGGGAGAGGAUGAGGAGUCAGACAUUGAUGAUUUCAUUGUGGACGAUGAUGGCCAACCCAUCACCAAGAAGAGGGGCAAGAAAUUUUCAGCAUACACAGACGCAGCCCUCCAGGAAGCCCAGGAGAUUUUUGGAGGCGACUUUGAUUUUGCCGACUUUGAUGCUGACGCUUAUGACCAAGGCGAGGAGGAGGAAGAAGACCAGGAUGAAGAGGGCUGGGACCGGCCAAAGAAGCAGACCAAGAGGAGGCUGGGCAGAAAGAGCAUCUUUGAAAUCUAUGAGCCCAGCGAGCUGGAGAGCAGCCACAUGACUGAUCAGGACAACGAGAUCCGCUCCACAGACAUGCCUGAGAGGUUCCAGUUAAGAGCCAUCCCUGUGAAACCUGCUGAGGACGAUGAACUGGAGGAGGAAGCCGAGUGGAUCUUCAGACACGGCUUCUCUACCCUCACUAUCUCCAUGCAGGAGAGCACAGAUUACCUUGACAGAGGAACGACCACAAACUUCAGCAGGAAAGGCCCAAGCACAAUUGCCAAGAUCAAGGAGGCCCUCAACUUCAUGAGGAAUCAGCAGUUUGAGGUUCCAUUCAUAGCUUUCUACAGGAAAGAGUAUGUGGAGCCAGAGCUAAACAUCAAUGACCUGUGGAAGGUGUGGCAGUGGGAUGAGAAGUGGACACAGCUGAAGACCCGGAAGCAGAAUCUGACCCGUCUGUUUCGGAAGAUGCAGUCCUUCCAGUUUGAGCAGAUCUCUGCUGACCCUGACAAACCUUUGGCUGACGGCAUCCGUCCUCUGGACACUGCUGACAUGGAGAGACUGAAAGAUGUCCAGACCCUUGAUGAGCUGAGUGAUGUGUACAACCACUUUCUGCUUUACUAUGGCCGAGACAUCCCCAAGAUGCAGAAUGCUGCAAAAGCCAACAAAAAGAGGCUGAAGAAGAUCAGGGAGGUGUCUGAGGAUGGAGAGGAGGAGUUGGAGGUAGAGGAAGAAGAAGAAAACAAAGGCCCUGACCUGAAGCUGGCCUCUCGCAGGGACAUGUACAGCAUCUGUCAGAGCGUUGGCCUCGAUGGCUUGGCUAAAAAGUUUGGAUUAACUCCAGAGCAGUUUGGAGAAAAUCUGAGAGACAGCUACCAGCGUCACGAGACAGAGCAGUUCCCUGCUGAACCAGUGGAGUUGGCCAAAGAUUAUGUUUGCAGUCAGUUCACAACUCCUGAGGCUGUCCUUGAAGGCACCAGGUACAUGGUUGCCAUGCAGAUUGCCCGUGAACCUCUGGUCAGACACGUGCUCAGACAGACCUUCCAGGAGAGGGCCAAGGUCAACAUAAAGCCUACCAAGAAAGGCAAAAAGGAGGUAGAUGAGGCUCACUUUGCCUACUCAUUCAAGUAUCUUAAGAACAAGCCUGUGAAAGAGCUGAGUGGGGAUCAGUUCCUGAAGAUGUGCCUCGCGGAGGAUGAGGGGCUGCUCACCAUUGACAUCUGUAUUGACCUCAUUGGGGUCAAAGGGUAUGCCGGAGACCAGACAUACUUUGAUGAGAUCAAGCAGUUCUACUACAGGGACGAGUUCAGUCACCAGGUGCAGGAGUGGAACAGGCAGCGGACCUUAGCCAUAGAGAGAGCGCUCAGCCAGUUCCUCUACCCUCAGAUGGCCAAAGAGCUCAAGAGCAAACUCAUCGCUGAGGCCAAGGAGAACAUUGUCAGGUCUUGCUGUCGCCGGUUGUACAACUGGCUGAAGGUGGCUCCUUACAGACCAGAUCAGCAGGUGGAGGAGGACGAUGAUCUGAUGGAUGAGAGUCAGGGCAAAGGCAUCCGGGUGCUCGGAGUUGCUUAUGCACCCAGCAGAGAUACUCCAGUAUUCUGCGCUCUGAUCAACGGAGAGGGAGAGGUGGUCGACUUCCUGCGUCUGCCCUAUUUCAUGAAGAGGAGGAACGCCUUCAGGGAGGAUGAGAGAGAAAAGAAGGCCAACGACAUUGAAAACCUCAAGAAGUUUCUGAUCAGCAAGAAACCUCAUGUGGUGGCUGUCGCUGGGGAGAAUAGAGACGCCCAUAUGAUAAUGGAGGACAUCAAGAGGACUAUCAGUGAGCUGGAGCAAGAGUCGUCUCUGCCCGCUGUGGGAGUGGAGCUUGUUGACAAUGAGUUAGCUACGCUCUACAUGAACAGCAAGAAGUCUGAAGCUGAUUUCAGGGAUUACCCUCCCCUGCUGCGACAGGCUGUGUCGAUAGCCAGGAAGAUCCAGGAUCCUCUUGUGGAAUAUGCUCAGGUCUGCAGCAGCGAUGAGGACAUCCUCUGCCUCAAACUACACCCACAUCAGGAACACGUGGUCAAGGAGGAUCUGCUGAGUGCUCUGUACUGUGAAUUCAUCAACCGGGUCAACGAGGUGGGAGUGGACGUAAACCGAGCCAUCGCCCAUCCUUACACUCAGAGCCUGGUCCAGUAUGUCUGUGGCCUGGGGCCGAGGAAGGGCUCCCACCUGCUGAAGAUCCUUAAACAGAACAACACCCGUCUAGAAAACAGAACCCAGCUGGUCACCAUGUGCCACAUGGGACCCAAAGUCUUCAUCAACUGUGCUGGUUUCAUCAAAAUCGAUACCGCCUCACUCGGGGACAGCACCGACUCCUACAUCGAGGUUCUGGACGGGUCUCGAGUCCACCCGGAGACGUAUGAGUGGGCUCGUAAGAUGGCUGUGGACGCCCUGGAGUACGAUGAGUCAGCGGAGGACGCCAACCCAGCCGGCGCUCUCGAGGAGAUCCUGGAAAACCCGGAGCGUCUUAAAGAUCUGGACCUGGACGCCUUCGCUGAAGAGCUGGAGAGACAGGGUUACGGAAACAAGGGAAUCACUCUUUAUGAUAUCCGUGCAGAGCUGAGCUGCAGGUACAAAGACCUGAGAGUUCCCUACAGACUCCCCAACACCGAGGAGGUGUUCAACCUGCUCACUAAGGAGACUCCAGAGACCUUCUACAUAGGUAAGCUGAUCACCAGCGUAGUAACCGGUAUCGCUCACCGGCGGCCUCAGGGAGAGAGCUACGACCAGGCCAUUCGUAAUGACGCCACAGGGCUGUGGCAGUGCCCGUUCUGCCAGCAGGACAACUUCCCCGAGCUCAGCGAGGUGUGGAACCAUUUUGACAGCGGCUCGUGUCCAGGUCAGGCCAUUGGGGUGCGAACCAGAUUAGAUAAUGGCGUUCAGGGAUUCAUUCCCACCAAGUUUCUCAGCGACAAGGUGGUCAAACACCCAGAAGAGAGGGUCAAGGUGGGCAUGACAGUACACUGCCGCAUCAUGAAGAUUGACAUUGAGAAAUUCAGCGUCGACCUCACGUGCCGCACCUCGGACUUAAUGGACAAAGCCAACGAGUGGAAGCUCCCCAAGGACAGCUAUUACGACUUCGACACAGAGACAGAGGACCAAAAACACGAGGAGGAGCUCAAGAAGAAGCAGCACCGAACACCAUAUAUAAAGCGUGUGAUCGCCCAUCCCAACUUCCACAAUAUCAGUUUCAACCAGGCAGAGAAGAUGAUGGAGUCCCUGGACCAGGGAGACCUGAUCAUCAGACCCAGCAGCAAGGGAGAGAACCACCUCACUGUCACCUGGAAAGUGGCUGACGGAAUUUACCAACAUGUGGACGUUAGAGAAGAGGGCAAAGAGAAUGCCUUCAGCUUGGGACACACCCUCUGGAUCAAUAACGAAGAGUUCGAAGAUCUGGAUGAGAUCACGGCUCGCUACAUUCAGCCGAUGGCGGCGUUUGCCCGGGAUCUGCUCGGGCACAAGUACUUCCAGGAUUGCAAUGGAGGAGAGAGGGAGAAAAUGGAGGAGUUGUUGAUCAAGACAAAGAGGGAGAAACCUACUUUCAUUCCUUACUUCAUUUCAGCCUGCAAAGCUCUGCCAGGGAAGUUUAUUCUGGGCUACCAGCCUCGCGGAAAACCACGGAUUGAGUACGUGACCAUCACCCCAGACGGCUUCCGAUAUCGUUCUCAGAUGUUUCCCUCAGUGAACGGGCUGUUCCGUUGGUUCAAGGACCAUUACCAGGAGCCCGUGCCAGGUGUAACACCCUCCAACAGCAGCCGAACAAGGACGCCUGCAUCUUUGAACGCCACCCCAGCUAACAUCAACAUUGCAGACCUGACGCGAGCCGUCAAUGCUCUGCCACGCAACAUGACGUCUCAGAUGUUCAGUGCCAUCGCUGCGGUCACGGGACAGGGCCAGAACCCAAACACCACACCAGCACAGUGGGGCUCCAGCCAGUACGGCUACGGUGGCAGCACAGGGGGAGGGGGCGGGAGCUCAUCCGCCUAUCAUGUAUUUGCCACACCCCAGCAGCCCAUGGCGACACCCAUGAUGACGCCCAGCUACUCGUACACAACACCGAGCCAGCAGGCCCUGGGCACGCCGCAGUACCCCGGCUCCACCCCGCAGUCCUCACACUCCCAUGGACACGCACACGGCGGACACUCAUCACACCAUGGCCAUCACAGCGGUCACCACGGUCAUUCAUCUGGCACACCGUCAUCCUCCACGUCAUCCAGAGGACGCACACCACAGCAGCAGCCAAAGUCCAGCAGCAGCUCUGCGGUGGACUGGGGAAAGAUGGCCGAGCAGUGGCUGAAGGAGAAAGAAGCGGAGGGCCGGAAAAAGACUCCGAGGAUGACGCCGCGACCGUCGCCCAGCCCCAUGAUCGAGAGCACACCCAUGUCCAUCGCCGGAGACGCCACGCCCCUGCUGGAUGAAAUGGAUCGAUAG